UGCUUCAAAAAGUCUUGGGUACCAGCGGAGGAAUCAGUCCAUCACCCCCACGUCACCAUGAAGGAGCUGCUGUGGCUGCUGUGUCUCUGCCUGCUCCGUCCAGAGCAGUGUUGGAGCAGCAGGGUGAAGGAGCAGGACUUCAUGCUUCUGGCCGGUCCUCUGAUGGAGCAGCACAGCUCGGGUGAAGGAGCCGAUCUCGUCUUCGACUGCAGCCGCCCCAGGCCUGCGGCCUCCAGGCUCUACUUUGAAUACCUCCAGAGUCGAGGGGUGACCCAUUUCAAAGUGCCACUGUCCUGGGCUCACCUCCUCCCCACCGGCCUCCCUGAGGAGGCGCAGCAGACGGUGGUCUCCUGUUACCACGGUCUGCUGAGAGACCUGGUGGAGGCCGGUCUUCGGCCCCUGGUCGUUCUUCAUUCGGACCCGGCCGUUCCCCAGGCUCUGAGGCUGAGGUACGGAGGCUGGGAGAACCCGCAGCUGAUGAACGUGUUCCGACUGUACGCAGAGUUUGCGUUCCGGGAGUUCGGAGCAUUUGCAGAGACGUGGUUGACCCUGAGUGACCUGUGUGGCGUUUUCCACGACUGCCGAUCGACUGAUGGCUCCAAACCACUGCAGCAGUUCAUCCAGCUGAACGGAGAAAUCCACCGGAGUUUUCAUCAUCAGUUUCCAGGCAGAGGGAGACGUCUGUCGGUCGGUCUGAAAGCCGAGGACGCAGCCGUUGUUUCACAGAAAAAAGAUUUAACGUCACAGAUGGAUUUCUUAUCACUCCACGUUGAAUACCGGUGUGACUACGAGCAGGACUUCCAUAAAUGGUUAAAGCAACUUCAGAUGUCCAGUGGGAACGUUCCUGUUCUGAUAUACGACUUGACUGCCACCAACUGUCCUUUGAAUGAGUUGGAAGUUCUUGGCAACUUGCUUCAAGUCCUGAACAGCAAUGAUGUGAAUAUUUUGGGAUGUGACAUGAUGAACGUGCUGGACAACUUGGACCUGCACGAUGCUGGAAUCAGCAUUCCAGAGAACGUCAGGGACAGUUAUCAGAGUGUAUGGAACAAAUUCCGGUCCCAGACUCCAACACAGCGAGAUGCUUUUCUCAAUGAGUCCUUCCCUGCUGACUUCCAUUGGUCCACCUCCACUGAGUCCUUCAAGGUUGAGGGUGGCUGGUCAGAAGGUGGCAAAGGGGAAACUAUUUGGGAUCGAUUUGGUCACCAAGGCAUGGUCUUUGACAAUCAGACAGCUGAUGUAGCCUGUGAAAGUUUCCACAAGGUGGAUUAUGACGUCUACCUCCUCCGAGGUCUUGGCGUCAACACCUACCAGUUCUCCAUCUCCUGGGCCCGUAUCUUCCCUUCAGGCUACCGAAGCAGCCAAUCAGAAAAAGGGGCUGCCUAUUACGACAAGCUGAUCAAUGCCCUGCUCGAAUCUGGAGUGCAACCUGUGGUCACCCUGUUUCACUGGGAUCUGCCUCAGGCCCUCCAGGACCACGGCGGUUGGACCAACUUGUCCAUUGUUGAGGCUUUUAAGGACUAUGCCGACUUCUGUUUCUCCAGGUUUGGAGACAGGGUCAAGACCUGGAACACAUUCAGUAGCCCCUGGGUGGUGAGUCACGCUGGGUAUGGCACUGGUCAACAUCCCCCGGGGUUAAAGGACUAUGUGGUUGCAUCCUAUCAGGCCACUCACAACAUACUCAAAUCCCACGCUGAGAGCUGGCAUGUGUACAACGACAAGUACCGGAUGAAACAAGGUGGAAAAGUGGGUAUAGCUUUAAAUUCCGACUGGGUGGAGCCUCUUGACCCUACAAGUCCUGAUGACGUUGCAGCUGCGAAUCGAUACCUGCAGUUCAUGUUGGGCUGGUUUGCACACCCCAUAUUUGUGGAUGGAGAUUAUUCUUCAGCACUAAAGACACAAAUUGAGGAGAAAAAAAAAGAGUGUCCUCUUUUUGAACCUGCCAGGCUUCCAGUUUUUACUGCUGAAGAGAAAAAGAGAAUAAAAGGAACAUCUGACUUUUUUGGUUUGAACCACUACACCUCCCGGUUGGUCAACAAUAGUAAUGGUGGCUGCAACCCAGGUCCUGAAGGAGUUGGUGACUUUGAGGCACACGUGGACCCAUCCUGGGCCACCACAGGUUCCGAAUGGAUCGUUUCAGUACCAUGGGGUCUUCGACGGCUUCUCAACUAUGUUUCCAGUGAAUAUCUGAAUGUUAGCAAAGUACCCAUCCAUAUAACAGGAAAUGGCAUGCCAACUGAGUACAGCGGGGACACUCUCAAUGACACCGACCGGAUAGAGUACAUGAGGAGUUACAUCAAUGAGGUCCUGAAAGCAAUAAAAUUGGAUGAAGUAGAUGUGCGCCACUUCACCGUCCAGUCUCUAAUGGACGGUUUUGAAGGUCCACAAGGCUACAGUCAACGGUUUGGACUUCACCAUGUUAACUUUGAUGUUCCUGACAGACCCAGGACUCCGAAACAAUCUGCAUACUUUUACGCUGAACUCAUAAAAAACAACGGUUUUGCUCCCAGAAGUCAUUUCCCUACUGGUCAUAGAAUUAAACAUAUGACGCCAUCUAAAGUUACCCCGGUGCCACCUUCCACAGUGCCGUCACACGCCAUAAAUGUCUGGAAGAAAUUCUCAAAUCAAAGCAAAUUUGAAAGAAAGCUCUAUCAUUACGGUACUUUCCCUCAUGGCUUCAGUUGGGGAGUAUCAUCAUCAGCGUACCAGAUAGAGGGAGGCUGGGAUGCAGACGGGAAAGGACCCAGUAUUUGGGAUGUCUUUAAUACAUCUGGCAUUAUUCCAAAUAACGCUACUGGUAAAGUAGCCUGUGAUAGCUACAACCGAAUCAAUGAAGACCUUUACAUGCUGCUAGCUCUGAGAGUGACAUCGUACCGAUUCUCCAUAUCCUGGUCCAGGAUCUUCCCUAAUGGUCGACGUACAUCCUUGAAUCAGAAAGGUGUUGACUACUACAACGGACUCAUUAAUGGUCUCUUAGCGUACAACAUUACCCCCAUGGUGACUCUCUAUCACUGGGACCUCCCCCAAGCUUUACAGGACAUGGAUGGGUGGGAAAAUGUAGACAUGAUCAACAUAUUUAAUGACUUUUGUGAUUUCUGCUUUGACACGUUUGGGGACAGAGUGAAAUUCUGGAUGACCUUUAACCAGCCUUACACAAUUGCAUGGUCAGGAUAUGGACUUGGACAGAUCCCAGCGAGAGUUAAAGAUCCAGCAGUUACACCAUACACUGUUGCACACAACCUCCUCAAAGCUCAUGCCAAGGCCUACCACACUUACGAUGACAAGUAUCGGAAGGCCCAAGGUGGUCUUGUCACCAUUGCCCUGAAUGCUGAUUGGUUUGAACCUAAAGAUGUCAACGUACCCAGGGAGGUUGUAGCAGCCGACCGCGCCAUGCAAUUCCAACUUGGAUGGUUUGCACACCCGAUUUUUAAGAACGGUGACUAUCCAGAUGCAAUGAAGUGGCAGGUUGGAAACAAGAGUGAACUCCAAGGUCCUCCAGAGUCAAGACUUCCCACAUUUACUGAAGAAGAAAAGAGUUACAUCAGAGGAACAGCCGACGUGUUCUGUGUUAAUCACUACACAACUAAGAUUGUAGGCCAUGCUACACUAAGGCUAUCGCCUAAGUCUUAUGAAUAUGACAGGGAUUUGUCAGAGGAAGAGGAAACAGAUUCGCCCACCACAGCCAUCAAGAACCAGAGAGCUGUUGCGUGGGGCUUGAGAAGACUCCUGAACUGGAUUAAAGAGGAGUACGGAGACCCCGAGAUCUAUAUCACUGAGAAUGGAGUAGCCACAGAUUCCAAAACUACAUGGGAUGAUUCUGCUAGGGUGUUUUAUUACAAGACCUACAUCAACGAAGCUCUCAAAGCCCGUGAUCUUGAUGCUGUGAAUGUGAAAGGAUAUAUAGCAACAUCUCUCAUGGAUUCCUUUGAAUGGCUUAAUGGGUACGAAGUUGGUUUCGGGUUACACCAUGUCGACUUUACCAACCCAAACCGACCAAGGACACCCAAGUACUCAGCUCAUUUUUACCAUCAAGUCAUAAGAGACAACGGCUUUCCUACACCAGACGACGAGAAAAUGCUUUAUGGACAUUUUCGUAAGGAUUUCCUGUGGAGUACCGCAACUGCAUCGUACCAGAUUGAAGGUGGAUGGAGAGCAGAUGGAAAAGGUCUCAGCAUCUGGGACAAGUUUGCUCACACUCCUCUCAGAGUGUUUAAUGAUGACGACGGGGAUGUAGCAUGUGACAGUUAUAAUAAAGUAGACGAGGACGUAGCUAUGCUAAAGCAACUUAGAGUCAACCAUUAUCGAUUCUCCAUAUCCUGGCCAAGAGUGCUUCCUGACGGGACCACCAAGCACAUCAAUGAAGCUGGACUCAACUACUACCACAGACUGGUGGACGCCCUGCUUGCUGCAAACAUCCAACCACAUAUCACUCUUUACCACUGGGACCUUCCACAAGCUUUGCAGGACAUGGGGGGUUGGGAGAACAAUUCAAUCAUUUCCAAAUUCAGAGACUAUGCAGACCUUAUCUUUAGCCGUCUGGGUCACAAAGUUAAAAUGUGGAUCACCAUUAAUGAGCCAUACAAUAUUGCCAAUGUUGGCCACGGAUACGGAGCAGCUGCCCCAGGGAUCAGUUUAAGACCUGGCACCCUGCCCUACAUCGUGGGCCACAACCUGAUCAAAGCUCAUGCUGAAACCUGGCACCUCUACAAUGAGAAGUACCGACCCACGCAGAAGGGACUGAUCUCCAUCACAAUCAACUCUGACUGGUCGGAGCCCAGAAAUCCCUACAAGCAGGAGGACAUAGACGCCGCAAGACGGGUGGUCCAGUUCUAUAUCGGCUGGUUUGCCCAUCCGAUAUUUAAUGGCGACUACAGUGACACAAUGAAGACAAUCAUUCGGGAACGAAGCCUGGCUGCUGGUCUGCCAAAAUCUCGGUUGCCGGAGUUUAGUGCGGAAGAGAUUAAGAGAAUCAAGGGCACCUACGACUACUUUGGGUUCAACCAUUACACUACCGUGCUGGCAUUCCCUGUGAAUUAUGGGAGUCUUCAGCACUAUGAUGCAGAUCGGGGUGCGGGAACCAUCGCUGACCGAACCUGGUUGGACUCCGGCUCAUCGUGGCUGAAAGUCUCCCCGUUUGGUUUCCGAAGGAUUUUAAACUUCAUUAAAGAGGAGUACGGAAAUCCACCAAUCAUCAUCACUGAAAACGGUAUUUCAGAGAGGGGGCCUGUGGAUCUAAAUGAUAUUCACAGGAGCCACUACUACGAAAAAUACCUCAACCAGGUGCUGAAAGCCUACUUGCUGGAUGAUGUGGACAUCCGUGGAUACACAGCGUGGUCACUGAUGGACAACCUGGAAUGGGCAACUGGCUUUUCAGAGAGAUUCGGUCUUUUCUACGUCAACAGAUCAGACCCAAAUCUUCCCAGAGUGGCCAAGUCGUCUGUUGACCUUUACUCCAGCAUCAUUAGUUGCAACGGGUUUCCUGACCCAAACUCUGGGCCACAUGAGUGUUUGAACCCUGGGCCAGAAGGUACGACUGCACCAGACACCGAUGACAAGGUGAAGUUCCUGGGUAUGAACCUUUCUACUGAAGACGCUGCGGUUGGACUCAACACGACCUUCGCUCUGCUGGUUGUUGCAGUUUCUGCAGCUGUUUUAUCGUCUGUUUGUUUCUUCAUGAAAAAAAGGAACACGAGUAUAAUGGUGUAAAUGUUGGUCAACAAAGUUUGCAGCUCCUUCCCAGCCUCAACAGUAGAAUUAACAAAUGUUUGUCCAGCAGAGGUGCUAAAAACACACUUCACUUUCAUUCACUUUGCUUUUAACUGAAAAUACUGGAACUCAAGUUUCAAGGCUUUUCUACGACUGAUUCUGCUCCUCCCCUGCAACUUUCUCACUUCUUCUGAUUGGGUGGUAGAGACGCCUCCAGACCUUUUCAACCGAUUUACAACUUCAUAAUAAAAAGCAGACAAGACGACAGAAUUUAAAUACAGAAAAGAUCCUUUAAAUGUGGCUGACAGAAUACACUUGAUUCUAGGGAGUAUAAGAAAAUAUUGAUACACUGAAAUAUUGCAAUAUUUCUGAUCAGUUUUUUCACACAAUUAAAUAUAUCAAUAUACUUUCAUGUCAAUGUUAGACUUUCACAGAACCUUCUUCCUAUAUAUAAAUACAUGAACGUUACUGCUGCUGCUCCUAGAUAUAGAUGUACAAUCUUCAGGCUUAACAAUACUUUGGAAUCACAACAUAAAUCACACGUUUGUAAAUAAGUUGUAAUAAAGAUUUGCAUGUUUUCAUUUUUUUUUUUUGAGUUUCUGGAACUGUUUUGUUUUAUGUUUUCAAUCUGCAGUCACUGAAAGCAGACGUUCAUCUCCUUUCAGUGAAAACCUGUUACCGUGGUAACAACCAAACACAGUGGCAUCAUCUUUCAUUCUGCUGUAGCUUUGACCUGGAGCAGUGUAGAAAAACACGGGGAGUCGCGGAUAUACAAACUUGUUGAAAAACUUUAUUUAAAAAAACUACCACAAAGUACUAUGGAUACAAAAAGUAUAAAAAAGUACAAAAGCAUUGCUGAAAAAUAACUAGCGAUGACAGUUUCUGAGUUGGCACUGUGGCUGUGAUUGAGAUACAAACUCAUGACGUGAUGUCACGCCUCGGAGAACGCUCCACAGCAGCUUCACAUUGAAAUGAUUACAUCAUUAACAGACCUUUCAGAAAAAGAAAAAAAAAAA
Cynoglossus semilaevis (tongue sole) is the source of this 6719-nucleotide messenger RNA. Its product is annotated as lactase-phlorizin hydrolase. Gene Ontology annotation, molecular function: hydrolase activity, hydrolyzing O-glycosyl compounds. The coding region runs from base 58 to 5703 and encodes 1881 amino acids. Gene Ontology annotation, biological process: carbohydrate metabolic process. The record is from RefSeq and is a predicted model, not a curated record. Lineage: Eukaryota; Metazoa; Chordata; Actinopteri; Pleuronectiformes; Cynoglossidae. The transcript is spliced from 17 exons.